GAAAUCAAAAAUUUCUUCUUAAUCAUGCGUUGAUUAUUGUCCAAAUUAGGGUUCUUAAAAAUCAUUUUCAUCUAUCGAUCAAUCGCCGGAAAUUGUCGCUAAUCCAUUUCCAGCGUGAAUGGGGCGGCGCUCCCGUGGAAAUUUUCAUGCGAAACAUGAUCCUAAGCAGAGAUCAAGGAGAAAAAAGAGAGGAUCGGAUGGAGAACAUGUCGAACCUAUUCUUGGAGUUCUCGGGGAUAGUGAUGAACAAAGGGUGUUGCACCAUUGUAACUAUUGCAACAAAGAUCUUACUGGGAUAAUUCAUAUCAAAUGUGCUUUGUGCUUCGAUUUUGACUUAUGCGUAGAGUGCUUCUCUGUUGGGGCCGAGAUUCACCCUCACAAAAGUGGGCAUCCAUAUCGGGUUAUGGAUGUCCCAUCAUUUCCACUUACCUGUCCCGAAUGGAGUGCUUAUGAAGAAAAAUUAAUGCUGGAGGGACUGGAUAUGUAUGGCGCAGGGGACUGGGCUAAAAUUGCUGACCACGUUGGCACAAAGACAAAAGAAGUGUGCAUUGAGCAUUAUAGAAAUGCAUAUCUUAACUCUCCAUACUUCCCUUUACCGGAUAUGACUAACUUUGCUGGCAAGAGUAGAGAAGAACUUCUUGCAAUGGCUAAAGAACAUUGUGACAACAAGAAAGGGGAACAUCAGCUGCAGGAAGAGUCUCCGUGUCCUCCCUCAAGAAUUAAGGUUGAAGAUUCAUACAGAGAUGGUGCACCGGGCCGUUCACCUUCCAACCCUGUUGUAGGUUCCAAAGUCAAUAAAAAGGUGUCCAACAAUACAGUCACAGACCAUGGAGAUGUUCAAAAUAUGGAUGCAGAACAUAUUUCAGGGCGAAGUUUUGGUGGGAAUAAACAUGAAUCGGCAGACGCUGAAGCUCCAUCUUUGAUGGAUGCUGUUGGUUAUAACCCCAAAAGACACCAGUUUGUGGUAGAAUAUGACAAUGAUGCCGAGCAGUUGCUGUAUGACUUGGAAUUUAAGGAUGCUGAUACGGAAGACGAGCAUGCAUUGAAGUUGAAAGUAGUUUGUAUAUAUACAAAGAGAUGUUCUGAAAGAGAACGAAGGAAAGAUUUUAUUCGAGAAAGAAAUUUACUUCAUCCAAGCCCAUUCGAAAAGAGCUUAAGCCAAGAAGAGAAGAAUAUAUGCCGUCAAUAUGACAGAUUCAUGCGUUUUAAUUCGAAGGAGGAGCAUGAAAAACUAUUAGAAUCUGUUAUAUCUGAGCAUAGGCUACUUAAACGAAUUCAUGGACUUAAGGAAGCAAAAGCGGCUGGCUGCCGUACAUCUUCUGAAGCAGAUAGAUAUCUUGAACUGAAGAGACAGGAAGCUGAAGAUGCCACUGGUCGGAAGGAAAGUUCUCAGGCAGGUCCAAGCAGCCAAGAAAGUAUACCAAUUUCUUCAGACUCUUUCGGCACAAAUUCAACCACAACAUCUACAGGCCAAGCCCACUCAUCAACCGAUUUGGAUUUUGCAUCAAUUUUGGGAGCUAGUUUACUGUCUGAAGAUGAGAGACAACUUUGUCGUGAAAUUGGGUUAGCCCCACAAAGGUUUCUGAAAAUACAGGGGGACAUGACUAUGCAUGUCCUGUCUGGCAGUAUCAGUAAGAAGACCGAUGCCCAUUCCUUCUUUCAAAUCGAGCCAGAAAUAGUCGACAAAGUUUAUGAUGUUCUUUUGAAGAAAGGACUUGUUCAGUCCUAAUACAAUGGAAGAAACGAUUGUUGAUUCAAGUCUGGUUCUCCUGCGACGAAAUCCAGCAAUGCUUUUCCCUCUCCGUCGUCGCCAAAUAAUUCCAUAGGCAGAGGCGACAACUGCCCGAAAACGGCAAUUGCCAUCAAAACUAAACCUGUGGACACGAUAAGGGGCCAGAAGUAAAUGAGAAUUCUAGUUAAGUUAGGCGUAAAUGGCGAAUAAACCAUCAGGCCGUACAACACGGCUG
Messenger RNA from Andrographis paniculata, 1967 nucleotides. RefSeq names its product transcriptional adapter ADA2b-like. NCBI's taxonomy places the organism in Eukaryota, Viridiplantae, Streptophyta, Magnoliopsida, Lamiales, Acanthaceae. The record is from RefSeq and is a predicted model, not a curated record. Gene Ontology annotation, biological process: chromatin remodeling; regulation of transcription by RNA polymerase II. The transcript has 15 exons. Gene Ontology annotation, molecular function: protein binding; zinc ion binding; transcription coactivator activity. Bases 119 to 1729 code for a protein of 536 amino acids. Gene Ontology annotation, cellular component: nucleus.